This is a messenger RNA of Pochonia chlamydosporia 170, 2634 nucleotides long. RefSeq lists its product as hypothetical. The transcript is spliced from 4 exons. Lineage: Eukaryota; Fungi; Ascomycota; Sordariomycetes; Hypocreales; Clavicipitaceae. Bases 1 to 2634 code for a protein of 877 amino acids. The record is from RefSeq and is a predicted model, not a curated record.
AUGCCGUUUCAACCGUAUGACAGCGACAGUGACAGCGACUAUGACAUGGAAAUUCAUGAUCUCACCGCUUACACAGACGAUGAUGUCAUCAAUUAUACGUCCAAUCCCACAAUGUCAUUCGAAGGUCUGGACCAGAUUGUUCAACCAAGUGAUAAUGGCAUCACUGCAGGCCCAGCAGCAGAUCAGACUGAUCAGAACGAAGAAGUGGAUGACGCAAAUAAUGCAGACUCAGGACCAUCAGAUGAAAUUGAUGUGGACAACCGAUCAGAUGAUGACGCAUCCCAGAACAGUACGAACUCUUCCAGCACAGUCGAUUCCUAUAUGUCGGACGAUCCUACAGUCGAACCAGGUGAAGCUAAUGAUGAAUGGGAGGAUAUCGACGAGACCAGCUCUGACGCUGGGAUAUUAGACCAAGGCUCCUCUGACCGUUGUUUGACAUGGUGUCGCACAACGAUCAAGGGUCUGCACGUUAAAUCACAAUACCGAAAGGCCAAACUCAUACAAGCUGAACAGCUGCUAUUGGAAUACCAGGAUCGUCUUUCAGCCUCAAGGGCUGAGGCAGCGCAUGGCAGGAACCUCAUCCGAGACCUCGAGGCGCAAAUUGAUGUCCUAAAAAAUGGCCUCAGACGCACCGAAAUCUCAUGGCCAAAGCACCUCGUGUCGUUUCUUCGAGGGGACAUGGCUAGCCUGCCCCUCGAACUGCGGACUUAUGAGGGAAUUUACAAGCUCAGCUGCCGAGAGUCAAACAUACUACCACAUCCGCAGAAUGUAUUGCCAGGGCUAAACAUGAGAGAAUUUGAUCCGGUUCUCGAUUGCCCAGUUGAACCAAUACCACUGACAGCGAAGUUCAGGAGGAUGCCGACGCUCGUGACGCAAUUCAAGAUUCUCGAGUGUAUGUUGUGCUUUUAUGGGCAACAAGUUCACGUUUUGUCGAGAUUAGAUCCGUUCGAGGAACCGUCACUGGAUACGGGAGUCCUAGGUGAUGAUCCAGAGAAUCCUCAACUUCUGCACCGCUUUCACGUUGGCGAUGCACCGGUUAGUCUUACAUACGCUAGGUCGCCAGCCGAGUUGUUAACACCAUUGCUCGUAUGCAAGAACUGGUUAUUUUGGGGUGUUCACUUGUUUUAUGGACAGAAUACAUUUGCAUUUUCAUCCCGCAACCGGAUUUCAUCUCGACGAACUCAACCACUUAUGUGGUUUAAACAAACUAUUCGCCUCAAAACUAUGGAUGUUUACCUUCAAGAGUCAUCUGAACGAUACAUGCGCCGCCAGUAUGAACCAGAGGGUGUCAUCAGAUACUUGAAGAAGAAUACUAUCAAUCAGCCGAACUACCGAAUGUUUAGGGCCCUAAGAACUCUUCAAGGUCUUGAUAACGUUCUUUGUUUACGUGGAGUCCAAAGCAUUGCGUUUUGGGAUCACACUAAGUGGCUGCGAGGUGGGCAUAAGUGUAGGGUGCGAGACAAAUCGUUUGUGCUCGAUGUGAGUAGGGCGGUACAGAAGCGCAAAAGUCAUGCCGAGUUUGAACAAUCAAGGUUACGAAGUCUUCAGGAGUUACUGCCAGACUUCAAACCCAACGAUGAUGUCUGGUGGGCUAUGGCUUGUGGCCUCGACGAGCUGGGAACUGAGCUAGACAUGAUUGAUAGGGACGAGGACGAUCUUGACCUUAAUGAUAACUCAGGUUCUGAUGUUGAUGCUUCAUCCAGCUCUAGCAGUUCUUCGGGCUCCGACCAAGGCUCUGACUCUGAUUCAGGUUCAGGUUCAGAUGAUGACGACGAUGACAAUGGCGGUCAGGAGUUUGAACGGGGUUCUGGUGGUCUACCUGUGUCGAGUCACAACCAAGUGUCCACGCCUAGAAGCUUGGUGUCCCUGAAUCUGGGGGCGCGAACAGAGCUUAUUGACCUAACCUUUGAAGAUGAUGGGCUCAGCUUCGAUGACACAGACUCCAGCAGCGAGGAGAACAAAACCAUAACCAGCAAUAUAUCAAACUUUGUCGACCUUACCAUUCACGAUCAAGACAGCCUCGGGGACGGUAAUGGACCCAUGGUUUCGGGGAGUAGCCAAACAGUCCAAGACCACGCCAGCCCAAAGUCGGAGCCCGUCUCUGUGGAAGACGAGAUCACCUCCCCGGGGAGUGAACCUACUACGUCCAGAACUGAGGAAGCCGGGAAUAACAGUGAAGGGUCGCUUUUUGUCAGCAAUGACGCAGACGUCGUUGAAUUGACGGAAGAUAUUCCCAAUAGAGGCCGCGAAAGCCGCUCCCCGCGUGAAGCAAUACGAGCAAUCGAAGCUCAUGUACGAACAACACCGGCCAGUGAGGCAUCGGCGGGUAGAAACCCCCAGACUGAGAGCUCUUUGUUCCUCAGUCCAACACAAUAUGGCGACAUAGUGCCGAGUACGAGCACCGGCCCGAGAACAGAAAUAAGCUCGAUAUCAUCAUUGAUGCGACGUGGUCAGGCCGGUGAUAGUGCUGGUGCGGCGGAUUCAGGCAGUUCAGAGAGUGGCCAGAGCAAGCGAUCCUAUGCUGAAAGUUGCGAUUUGAAUACCGAAGAUGGCUCUAGGAAGAGGGCGCGCAGCGAGCAGUCUCCAAGCGAGGGAAGUAGCCGGGGUAGUGCUUGCAAUCCCAUUGAGCUGUAG